AUGGACCCCCUCACGUGGUUGUCCCUGGGGUUGCAGCUAGCUGCACUCUGCUCCAUCGUUGGCGCGUUGCUCCUUUAUUUGCUGCGAAAGGUACGGGUGGCAGAAGUGCUUCCCGUUGACAGUGCUAAAACUGUUCUUGUUACUUCCGUAGACUCUGCUCUUGGACUUCAGAUAGCAACCUACCUAAGCGGUAAAGGAUGGCGGGUUAUAGCCGGCUGUCGUCAGGGUGGACUGGGUGCUCGUUUGGCCGAAUCAUGGCUACACGCUCAUGUGGCUUCCACUCCUGAAGAUCAGCCACCACCAAGACUGGCGACGUUGGAGCUGGAUGUGGCGAGAGAGGAUUUAUUAGAAGAAGCGGCUAGGGCAACAGCACAGCAUUUACCGGCUGGUGAACACGGAGUAUGGGCAGUAAUAAACACGGCGGGGAGCAGCGGGCGUGGUGGUGCUGCUUGCUGGGAGAGCGCGCUACGUAGCAACGUUCUUGGAGCGCUACGCGUCGCCAGGACAUUCUCGCCGAUGCUCGCCGCCGCUGCUUCCGACCACCCUUAUGCUGGACGACUGUUUUAUAUCGGGCUAACAUCAGACACCGCUUGCGAAAGUCUAUCCCGGUCGGAGAACGACACGGGCGAGGGCAGUGCGGGCGCGGCGGCGGUGCGGUGGGGCACGUGGGGCGCGGCGCGCGCGCUGCGGGCGUCGCUCCGCGCGCGCCGCCUGCACGUCGUGUUGCUCCACGCGCCCGACCUCUCCGCUGCCGAGAUAUACGCGCCGCCCGUGCAGCUCACUCUUCCGAGCCAGCCUUCGAGUCGACCAGAGACCCCAAGUUCCGAAGUCAGCUCAUCCACUGCUACUUGCGCAGUCACCAUGCCCGGAGAAGCGGCGGAGUACAGCGCUAAGGUGCUCCCGACCAGUGCAUUAAAGGUCCUGGAGGAAGCCCUAACUAGCCCUUCGCCCCGCGACUCCUAUUACUUGAAGAUAAAACAAGACUCCUGGUUUACGAGGAUGCCCUCUCUAAGAGUUGCUCAUUAAUUAUUAUUGUCUACUUCAUAUUGAAUCAAAUGGAAUUUUCCAAAAUAUCUAUCGAUUCUCUAACUUAUCAAGUCAUUUUUUUUUCAUUUAAAAUUAUACUAAUCAUGUAAAUAGAUACGUUAAUUAGAUUAGUUCUGUAUUGAUUCGAUUUUAUAAAAUUCUUUCAUAGGCAGAUUUUUUUUUAUUUUUAAGAUCAUUAAUAAUUAUAUUAUAUUAUUAAUCCUACUAAUCGAGGGACGCUUUAAUUAUAACUGCCUUUUUUACACGAAACUAUAAUAUUGUUAUUUUUAUCCAAAGAACUUUUUAAAUAUACAAAGUUAUAUCACAAUUAUUAAAGCACUAUUGCACAUUUAUAACAUUAUAUUAUAUCAUUAAUUUCGUUUGCUAUAGGUACUAUACAAUUAAUUUACUAUACUUAAUCUACUUCUAGAUUUUAUCACGACCUGCUUAUCCCUUCGACGACACGGGAUAGUAGAUGAGUUGUGCCAAAUGUUUGGUGCUCACUUAAUUUGAAAAUAUUCAAAAUUACAAAUGGAUUAAACUGUCCGUACCAUGCGACCUUACGAGAGUGAUGAUGUCACAAUACGAGUUUUAUUAUUUUAUUUUAUCGAUUUUUAUAAUUCGCAGUGCCAAUUAUCUACGUUUGGUUUUUAUGGAAAUUACAUUGUCUGUUAAUCCAGUGAAGCCAUUUAAGUCACAUAUGAGUCGGAGUACUAUGAGUAAGGUUUCAUAACUUAGCGUAGAUAGUUUGACAGUGAGUGCGAUUGUAACAGUUGAUAGUGUUAACUAUCAACAUAUUGAACAACGUAGAACACCGAUGUAAAUAUUGUUUAUGUUGUAUUAAAAAAUUCUGAAUAAAAACUUGUUUCAUUUACCUAUAAGCAAUGCCUAAAAAUCUUUAAAAAUAUAUUGUCUACAUACCUAUUUCAAAUAAACUUUAACUUUUA
Molecule: messenger RNA, 1973 nt
Organism: Melitaea cinxia (Glanville fritillary)
Lineage: Eukaryota; Metazoa; Arthropoda; Insecta; Lepidoptera; Nymphalidae
Exons: 5
Coding region: 1-1026 (341 amino acids)
Source: RefSeq, a predicted model, not a curated record